Dendrobium catenatum is the source of this 1865-nucleotide messenger RNA. RefSeq names its product dnaJ protein ERDJ3A. Lineage: Eukaryota; Viridiplantae; Streptophyta; Magnoliopsida; Asparagales; Orchidaceae. Bases 94 to 1821 code for a protein of 575 amino acids. The record is from RefSeq and is a predicted model, not a curated record. The transcript is spliced from 7 exons.
UUCGCGACGGAGAUUUGGAUUUUAGAUCAUUCUAAUAUUUGCGGCAGAAGAAUUCGGAGAAACUGUGAGUACGAUCUCAGGCGUCAAUUGGCAAUGAUGAUUCGCCCUGUUUUGUUGUUUGUUCUUCUUGCUCUACCGUUCUUCUUCUUCUUGUCUAGAGGAGCGAAAACCCUAGAUCCCUACAAGGUUCUUGGGGUUGAGAAGAGUGCUACUCAACGUGACAUUCAGAAAGCUUUUCACAAGCUUUCUCUAAAAUAUCAUCCUGACAAAAACAAGAACAAAGGUGCACAGGAGAAGUUUGCUGAGAUAAACAAUGCAUAUGAAAUUCUCUCAGAUGAGGAUAAGAGGAAGAACUAUGAUCUGUAUGGCGAUGCACAAGGUAAUACAGGAUUUAAUGAGGGAAAUUUUGGAAAUCGUGAAGGAUACACGUACUUCUCUAGUGGUGGUCCUGGUGGUGAGCACUUCACCUCCGGACCUGGUGGAUGGCAAACAACGAGUGGCCAGGGUAAUACAAGAUCAUUCUCCUUCUCUUUCGGCGGUGAUUCCAGCACUAGUGGCAGUCCGUUCGGCUUUGACAUGGGCGACAUUUUUUCUAACUUUUUUCGAUCGAGUGGAAAGUAUAACGGGAAUCAUCAAGGUGGUUUUAGUAGCUCAGGUACCGGGCCAAACUCUGAAUUUCCUCCUGUAAACAUAGAAGACAUCGAUUUGCCGUCCUUCAAUAAGAAAAUUAGAGAUCAAGGCAUGACUUGGCUAUUACUAUUCUACUCCUCUUCCUCAAAGGGACAUAAUGCCAUUGAAUCAGUAAUUUCCGAAGUUGCUAAUUCUUUACAUGGAGCAGUAAAGGCUGGUAAGAUAAACUGCCAAACUGAGCAGGCUCUUUGUAGGGAUCUUGGCGUUCCAUCUUCCAAAUUGGAUCGGCUUUUCAUUUAUAGAGAUGGAAGCAACGGCAGGGAUUCAUUGUUAGAGUAUAAUGGAGAGUUUGAUCCCAGAAGUUUGAAAAGUUUCUGCCAGGAUCACCUGCCAAGAAUUUCAGAAAGGGUAGAUCUUAGCCGUUUUGAGUUUCCAAGUAUCAAUGAGAACCUUCCACAGGUGCUACUGCUGUCUACGAAGAAAGAUACGCCUAUCAUGUGGCGUGUUAUUAGUGGGUUGUAUCGUAAGCGUUUUGCCUUCUAUGAUGCUGAGGUUCAUGAUGUCUCGCACCCUUUUUUGAAGAAGUAUGAGGUUAAAGAACUUCCAGCCUUGGUCGGAAGGCUGAGCAAUGGUGAUACCUAUGUUUUGAAAGCUGGGCCUGGGAUUGCCGUAAAAGAUUUGCAGUCUGGCAUCAAUGAGCUAAAAUCUCUACUGGAAAGUUUUGAAAGGAAAAAUAAGGCAGCUUCAAGCCAUUCCAAGAAAACUGAAUCUCAAGAGAAGAGCAUUCCUCUUCUCACACCUUCAAACAUGAACACUUUAUGUGGGGAUGCUACCCCUGUUUGUUUUAUUGGCGUCUUCCGGUCACAAAAAGCAAGGGAGAAGCUGGAUAAUAUUCUGUCAGCUUUGUCUCGGAAGACACUAGUGAGGAAACAGAGCCAAGGCUUGGGUCAUGGUGAUUCAAUUUCUUAUUCGCUUCUGGAUGCCAAGAAGCAAGCACAAAUAUUGAGUUCUUUUGAUCGAUCUGGAUUCAAGUCCUUUGAUACGUUUAUCCUCUCUUAUAAGCCUAGGAAAGGAAAAUUUGCAGCUUAUACUGGCGAGCUGACUAUGGAGGAAGUUGAGAAAUUUGUAGGUUCAGUUCUGAAUGGGGAUGUUAUCUUUACUAAGAUUCGUCAAAACCCAACAUUUAAAUGAGUAAAUAUAUGUGGUAGCUUUGGAUGGAGAAAUUAUUCUGUGUG